Molecule: messenger RNA, 729 nt
Organism: Ceraceosorus bombacis
Lineage: Eukaryota; Fungi; Basidiomycota; Exobasidiomycetes; Ceraceosorales; Ceraceosoraceae
Source: the annotation of a GenBank genome assembly
AUGGAGACUCAGCACAAGCCUUGGCUGCCCGAAGCGAUUUCCACUUCCCAUCUUGCUCUCUUUUCUCUCACAUCUAAUCCAAGCUUGGCAGCCGAUUUGCACGCUUCCCUUCUUGCCGCCGCUCGUGCUCCAGAUGACGAGACUGGUCGAGCUGCAAAGGCGCGCGUCGACUUCGCACUCAUUGAUGCGGCUAGCAUCGUAUCCGAGGCCCACCUUCACACCGCUGUUUGGCAAGCCCAGACCGCCCUGGGAAAUGGGCUGCAGAAAGCCAAGAGCAAUCAUGCAGAGGUCAUAUAUAGACUUGGCAUCAAUAAUAACGUGAGUCGCAGAACAAACGCUGGUCGUCUCUUAUUCCGUCACAUUGAACCAUUCUCUGCUGUCCUCGACCUUCCCGGAUCACAGAUAGGCGACGCUCUUCGAACGUUUGGCCUUACCCCAACCACCACGCAUCUCGUGCUCAUCCGCUUGAGUACUCCUUCCUUGCGGGUCAAGGAGGUCCUUCAGCAAAUGCAAGCGCUCGUACCUGGUGCACAACUGCUUCCUCUUCGCUCUCUCGGCCUUUUGCCCAAUCAAGACCUGAAUGCACCGUCAAUCACUGGUCGGCAACGGAUUUGCAAAGCUUACAAGCUUCAGACUACGGACCAGAAAAGCGAAUUGAGCGUGGAGGAGAGCAACAAAGUAGAGUCGCUCGUCGUUGGUGCGGUAGCAGCAAAGAGCAUCGCUGCGUGA